AUGGCAGAAAACCAGUUCCUCUCGACCCGCUACACCAGCUGGUGCCCCGCACCCAGGAGCGCGGACACCGCCGAAGAGCCAUGUUCGACAGCGCGGGGAUUCGAUCCCCUGAUCUUUGAAGAUGGGGACGAAGGCGACAUGAGUUACUCGUACGAAGCGAACGUGGCGGAGUAUGUGGAGUCGCUCGCUGUCGCCGCGCACGAGAACCAAUGGACAGAGUUGGAAGCGUCGUGCGAGAUUCUCGAUCAGGCGGGAGUCGCUAUUGAGGAGAUCUGCCUCACCCACGGCAUGCCGUCCGCCUUAAUCUCCGUAUCCUCCAUCCCGGAGGUCGACGAAACAUCCGAGCAGUUUCACGAUGUGCCUGCUGCUUGCGCCUCCUCCAACGCAUCAACUCCGCGCCACGACAAUUCCCCUGGACUUUUCUCCCCGGUGGUUUCAAAAUUCAGCCGCACGUCGCCAGCUUCGGGUGCGGGUGUACCCGUUAUAAGGACGACGCGGUUUGGUGGUGGGAUGAAACACUCCGCUUCGGUACCUGCACUCGACAGUCUCGCUUCGAAUGGAUCAAGCAGUGACCUUGUCCCGAAUCAGGUGUACUACGUGUCAAAUCAAUCGCUACACUCCAUCCCCGCUACAGUCAACGACGGCAAUCACCGAACUUCCUGUAUGAAGCACUCCGUUUCCGUCCCCGCUCUCAAUCACCUCGCCAUACACGAACAUCUCCCAUCCGUCGGCCAACUCAUCCAGCCCGUUACAAGCAACCGCCGCUUAAUAUCACAACCAUCCAACGUCUCGCUCCAGAGUAACGACAGCAACGGCUAUUUUGCCGCAGAUUGCGGCGACGACAGGGACCUAACGACCCUGAGACGAGUGCCGUCAGCAGCUCUUAGCGCGUGCGACUUCGGUAGCAGCAGAUAUAGCAGUCGCGUGCCGUCCCGCGUGCAUUCAGUCGCAGAUCUGCAGGCGGCGACGUUCGCCACUGCGGCUUCGCCAAUUCCUGCUGGUUUGGCAAAAACCAGAUCGUUUUCGCAGGAGUCGCGCGCACACACACCGUCUACCGGAGGCGAGCGACAGGGUAACCAGUUUCGCGCUGGCGGACUUGCUGUUGGAGUUGGGUCUGUGGAUUGCAAGGAAGCAGAGGUCGCGGCUUUAUGCCAAGGGAACAUCACGAGCGUCGCAAGCAGCAGCAGGAGCAAUCAGGGUAACAUCUCGCGUAACGGCAGCAGUGGAAGCGGCGGCGGCGGCGGAGGAGGAGCAGGCACGCGAAAGGUUGGUGCGGUGCGCUCUAUGAAGAAAUUGCUCGCGUCGCUGUUUGAAACGGAGAGGAAGAUGAGCGUCAAAGUGUGGACGGGCGGAAACCCUAAUGCGAUCGACUUGCAUGGUAGCCCGAUCAACAUGGCGACACAGGGAUACGGAGCGCCUGCGAUAGUUCGAGCUGGCUACAGGGAGAGCGUGCCGGCACGGAACAUGCCUAAGGAGCUGAUGCGGCACCUGGAAAUGCCAGUCGCUCAGUGA
This is a messenger RNA of Closterium sp. Yama58-4, 1512 nucleotides long. The record is from the annotation of a GenBank genome assembly. Lineage: Eukaryota; Viridiplantae; Streptophyta; Zygnematophyceae; Desmidiales; Closteriaceae.